Nicotiana tabacum (common tobacco) is the source of this 606-nucleotide messenger RNA. RefSeq lists its product as uncharacterized. Gene Ontology annotation, molecular function: DNA-binding transcription factor activity; DNA binding. NCBI's taxonomy places the organism in Eukaryota, Viridiplantae, Streptophyta, Magnoliopsida, Solanales, Solanaceae. Gene Ontology annotation, biological process: regulation of DNA-templated transcription. The record is from RefSeq and is a predicted model, not a curated record.
GCCUCCAAAGAAGAGCAUCAACAAAAUGAGGCAAUCGAAAAACCCUCAAAAUCAACCAACCAAGUCGGGGAAAGUUCCGCUAUCCUACCGCCUCUUGUACGGAUGCAUGACACCCCUAACGAGGAGGAAGAGAAGACGGAAGGAGAGAAGUCAGAACGACAUGAAAAGACGCGUGAAAAGGCAAUCAUCAUCGAGAAUGAAAAGACUGAGGUCAUUUCAAAGGAGAAGACGAAAGAAAAGAAGCUGAUGCAAGGAAAUGCGAAGAAGUACAAGGGAGUUAGACAGCGAAAAUGGGGCAAAUGGGUGGCAGAGGUACGCGAUACAAGAAAAAAGAAUCGGAUUUGGUUAGGAACUUUUGACACUGCUGAAGAAGCCGCUUUGGCUUAUGACAAAGCGGUCAUUGAAAUGAGAGGUGUUGAUGCUAUGACCAACAUCCUCAAGCCACCACCAAGGGAACCACCACCAAAGGAAAUCAACUUCAUUAAUCCACCACCAUCUUCAUCUAAAGAUGAUGCUAGGGUUUGAGAAAGAUGAUGCUAGGGUUUGAGAAAUUUAUGCUUUACUGUUUAAAUGUACUACUUUAUAUGAACUAGUAAAUGUGGCUAA